This is a messenger RNA of Panicum virgatum (switchgrass), 1532 nucleotides long. Its product is annotated as probable E3 ubiquitin-protein ligase LUL4. NCBI's taxonomy places the organism in Eukaryota, Viridiplantae, Streptophyta, Magnoliopsida, Poales, Poaceae. Gene Ontology annotation, biological process: protein ubiquitination. The transcript has 3 exons. The record is from RefSeq and is a predicted model, not a curated record. Gene Ontology annotation, molecular function: ubiquitin protein ligase activity. The coding region runs from base 228 to 1271 and encodes 347 amino acids.
CUGCUCGUCCUCUCCCCUCCCCUUCCGCUCCCCCGUCGCGUCGGACGGACGACGCCACCGCCCGCACGGGACCCCGACGACGACGCGCUCUGCCCGCCUCCGCGCGCGGCUAAGUAACCUCCCCCCUCCUCUCCCUCCUCCGGUCCUCCCCUGGACGCGUUGCUCGAAUCCGCCGCGCUGCCUCCUGCUCGGUUACCCCUCGCACCUCGCCUCGCCCGCGCUGCGCCAUGGGCGCCUCGUCGAGCCGCCGCCGCCGGGACGACUACUACCCGCCGCCGCCCCCGCCGCACCACUACUCGUCCUACCCGCCCCCGCCUCCCCCGCCGCACCACCACCACCACCACCCCCCGCCGCCUCCCCCGCCGCACCACCGGGCUCCCCCUCCGCCGCCGCCCGCCUCCUCGUACUACUACCACCCCCACCCGCCGCCCCCGCACGCGUACCACGGCCCGUGGCACCCGGCGCCCGCGCCGCCGCCGCCGCUGCAGCAGCCUCAGCCGCCCGCUCUGACGGGCCCCCCGCCCGAGUACGUGGAGCACCAGCAGGCGCAGAAGGUGAAGAACUACGUCAACCUGCACAAGGACACCAUCAGGCUCGAGCCCGACGGCGCCGACCCCGAUCGCCGCCUCGUCGCCUUCACCUUCGACGCAGUAACCGACGGCAGUGUGACUAUACAUUACUUUGCCAAGGAAGGAAAAGACUGUAGUUUUUCUUCAGUGUACCCAGAAUUACAGACGCCAACAAAAAUACCCUUCCAGAAAGGGUUAGCCCAAAGGUUCAUCCAGCCCUCUAGAUCUGGUGUUGACUUGGAAUUCUUUUCUCUUGAUGAGCUUUCAAAUCCAUCAGGGGAAGUAUUCCCUUUGGUAGUUUAUGCAGAAGCAUAUCCAUCUCCAGAUGAAGGUGGCCCGUCAGUAAACUCCACUCGUGCCCAGAUUACUCUUGCUGUUUUGGAGAAGCAUAAUAAUGACCUUCGAGUCAAAGUUAUCAAGCAAAUCUUGUGGAUUGAUGGAGUGAGGUAUGAGCUACAGGAAAUUUUCGGUCUUGUCAACUCCACAGAAGCGGAUGUUGCCGAUGCUGAUGCUGAUGACACGGGAAAGGAAUGUGUUAUCUGCUUGACAGAGCCAAGGGACACUGCUGUUAUGCCUUGUAGACAUUUGUGUUUGUGCAGCGAAUGUGCAAAAACUCUACGAUUUCAGUCAAAUAAAUGCCCCAUAUGCAGACAGCCUGUUGAAAAACUAAUGGAGAUCAAAGUUAGAAGUCCUGAGCUAUAAAGGAGACUGCUGGUAUGGCUGUUGCUGCAGCAUUAUAUUAUCUAAUUGUCCAUAAUCCUGUAAACAACAUGAGUCUUGAAGUGUAUAGUUCUGUUGAUGGUUGUGAACUUGUGAUGAUGUGGUCUCGUGAAGAAUUGUGAAGAUCAUCACUUGGCACUUGGUUUCUUGUCUUUUUCUGUUUGUUAUAGUAUAUCUAUAACAUGGCAUCUGAAACCAAUCCUUGGCAUAGUUUUGGAUCUUGAGGAAGCUAAUUUUGACACC